AUUUCUAGAAAUGCAGGCCUUGUACCAGAUCGAGCUGGGCAUGCAGCAGUUAUAAUUAAAGACCAGAUUUAUUUUAUGGGAGGUUCUCGUUUUAUUCUGGCUACAAAUCCAAUUAGGAGUUCAAUAAGAGUAUAUAAUUUAUCAGAUGAGGUUUUUUAUCUGGAUCUCUCGUCUCAAUUCUCCACUGGUAGCCCUCCAUAUGUAGAUCUUACUGACACAUCUGCACGAAUGAAAUUUGGAAGUGAAAAAGGAACUGUGGUUCUCGCAGGAGCUAGUGGAGAAAAUGCGUUUCUCAUUGGAGGAGUGCAGCAAAACCUCAUACGGCUUAAUGAGAUUGAUAGUAAUAUAACUAUAACUUCGAAUCAAACAUUGAUGAUAGAAGAAAUAAGCAAAACAUACAAUGUGACAGAUAAAUUCAUUUUUUAUUAUCAGCCAUAUGCAAAAUCUUGGUCGUAUCCUUUACAUCAAAAAGGAAUGCAACCAGUUAGACGUAGAUCAACCUCAACAGUUAUUGAUCAGAAAGGGAUAUUAUAUAUAUUUGGAGGGAGAGUCCAAGUGGACACAGGGUCACCUAUAUUUAUUUGUUUUAACGAUUUAUAUACAUUUGAUACGGUAUUGUUAUCGUGGAAUACGAUUAACGCAACCAAUGUUCCUUCACCUCGAAGUCAUGCCGUUCCAGUAUUGCUUCCGAAUGGUAAGAUUCUAUACAUUGGUGGUGUCUCUCAAACUGAACCUGGAGUGGAUGCAGACUUAAUAGAUAUGAAUGAGAUCCCAGUAUUUGAUACAAUUUCUUCGACCUGGUCAUAUAAGUAUGCAAAUCAGCCACUUCAUGUUCAGCCGCGAUUAGCACAUACAGCAACCUUAGCACCAGAAAAUAAUACAAUUAUUAUUAUAGGCGGAAAUUCAAAUUAUAAUUUAAACCUUACCACCCCCUUCCCAGUUUUCGUGUUGUUAAACAUCACAAAAGAACCUUACGAAUAUUCUGAGCUAAUUACUUCCGGAGUUAACCCACCCCCAUUAGCUGUUCAUACUGCUAAUUUAUAUCAAAAUUAUCUUAUCGUUGCUUUUGAUAUUCAAUGCAAAACAUGGGUAACUACUUUUACACCUGGUAAAUCAAUUUGUAGCAAUGAAUUGAGCAACGGAACGAGUAACGGAACGAGUAAUGGAUCAAGUAGUGGAUUGAACACUACUAUUGUUAUUCUUGGUGGGAUUGUUGGUGGGAUUGUUCUAGCCAGUUUAGCCAUUUUAUUUAUAUAUAAAAUUAACGAUUAUUUGCAUAAAAAAGAAAUCAAUAGAACAAAUUUUGGACAAAAAGAACCACCUGAGUGA
Molecule: messenger RNA, 1329 nt
Organism: Dentiscutata erythropus
Lineage: Eukaryota; Fungi; Glomeromycota; Glomeromycetes; Diversisporales; Gigasporaceae
Source: the annotation of a GenBank genome assembly